GAGUUUUCUCGUCGGGGAUGUUAUCAGGCGACCAUGGUCUCCGAUGGGCCGGAUCUUACGGAUCCUACGGAUCCUGAGUCGCCUCUCAAGGAGUCGCUUCUCAAGGAGUACGAUGUCGAGGAGCAUGGGAUAGUUGUAAGUAGCUUUGUUGAGGCAAAUUGGAAGCAGCAGGCGACUUACCGGGUGAAGUGCUACAAUAGUACUAGUCAUGGUGUCUAUGUGUUUGCGCUCUACAACGGCAGAGCCCUGCGAUCGGCGACCUAUUUGCAAGCUGGAACUAGCGGCCGGUUGCAGACGGCGAAGCAGCCCUACGCUAAGGGACAAGAGAAGGCGUCGCGAAGAGUUUAUGAUGAAAAUGAUCGGCACCAAUCCACCGGAAUCGUGGAAAUCCGUUUCUAUGAUCCCAGUGAAGGCAUGCCAGUGCCCUCCUUUGAACCGGACACAAUCUACCCCGACCACGUCGCCAUCUUGGCCAGAGAGAAGACUCCGUUCGAGAAACAAUGGCUCCCCACUCCCGAGCAAUGGGCGAAUCCACACAAAGUGAUUCGCUUUGUCUACACGGGCAAAGGCGGCUACGCCAACAUAGACCAGAAACGCAAGGACAUCAUGGCGCGUGCCAGGGUCUUCCGCCCCCCAUCGUCACACGAGUUCGUCCUACCUCCCAUUGCAGCCUUAAGCAGUCCAGUGGUAGCCAAGGAGCCUACGACCAUAUCUCAGGAUGUUGUGAAUUUUUGUGAGUUUGUGGGCUUUGUGUGGCAACGGGCAGAGCAAGAACAGGCAUUGGCCAUGGGUCUUGCGGAAGCAGAAGCUAUUCCAGAGAACCACGGAGCGGAUGACGCGGCGAUGGAUGUCAAUUGAUAGGGCCGACAUGCUCACCCAAGCUUGGUUUCCUAUCUUAUGUUCUAUUACUACGUGUUC
This is a messenger RNA of Rhodofomes roseus, 918 nucleotides long. RefSeq lists its product as uncharacterized. The coding region runs from base 34 to 858 and encodes 274 amino acids. The record is from RefSeq and is a predicted model, not a curated record. NCBI's taxonomy places the organism in Eukaryota, Fungi, Basidiomycota, Agaricomycetes, Polyporales, Fomitopsidaceae. The transcript is spliced from 4 exons.